AGGUGACCUACUUCCUGCCUCAGCAGUUCCGCUCCGUGGUGGAGGCCGCCGGCGCCUCCUGGCGGCCGCUGCAGCGGCCGCACGAGAUGACGGAGGAGAUGCUGGAGCACUACUUGCACCCGGAUGCCCCAGCGGAGGAGUUCGAGUUCCCCCUCUGCACUUUAGCGGUGGCCGCCUGGAUCCUCCCGGACUUCAUCUCGGAGCUCCGCGCGAUGCAGCCAGCCCCAGGUGUCAUCGUCUACGACCCCUUCCUGCCGCACGGCCUAGUGGCAGCCCACGUCUUGGGCAUUCCGGCCGUCAGCACUGUGACGCAUCCGGGGCCCGGAACCAUGCCGCACCCACCGCAGUUGAUCGAGGAAUGGGAACGCCAUGCCGUGGUGCGUCGGGCACGGCGGGAGAUCAUCCAGCAGUACGACUUUGAUGUCUUCGCUCAGGGCACUUUGAUGGAGUUCUAUUCCCCGGAUUUGAACUUAGUGACCACCAUCCCUGAGUUCUUUGCGCCACCGCGGCUGAGCCCCCAGUUGAAGCGCUUCGGAAACUUCCCCUUUCACUGCGUGGGACCUUUGGUGAACACCAAGUUGAAGCGGGUGGCCCAUGCCGCGCUGGACAGCGCCGAAGCCCCGGUGCCCUGGGAUGUGAUCGACCAAGCCAUCGCGCAGUCGAAACGUUUGGUGUUUCUGUCUAUGGGCACCGUAGCGACCGGAAACCAAUGGUCUGGAAGCUUCGGACCUUUGGCGGCUCACAACGGCAUUCAGAACUGCACUGGAAAGGACUUCCUCCAACGGGUCUGGCGCAUCGCCUUCGAAGCCCUUGCUGACGAGGAGGAUCUGCUGGUGCUGAUGGUGGUGGGGCCCAAGGCAGACGCCAUGGAUGCCUUGCCGGAAGCUCCGAGCAACUUCAUCAUUCGUCAGACGGUACCUCAGUUGGACGUGUUGAAGCGCUGUCGUGCCUUUAUAACGCAUGGGGGGAACAACAGCAUCCAUGAAGCUUUGGCAUUUGCCGUGCCCAUGGCAGUGAUACCCAUGUUUGGGGACCAGCCCUACAACAGCGAUGCGAUCGCCAGCCUCCGUUGUGGCUUCUCCUUUCGCUACCCUCUGCAGACGCUCAGCGCGGAGCGCUUGCGGAAGGCGGUGCGCGGUCUGCUGAUGGAGCCGUCCUAUCACUGUGCUGCGAUGCAGAUGAGUCAGAAGCUCUGCUGCGCCAGUGGUGCCAAGGGGGCAGUGGAAGCCAUUUUACGCACCACUUCCCAGUGCCACCUUGCAGGGGCUUAGCGGCUUGAGAGAAGACAUAUGUCUGAAAUUUUCGACUCUGGAAUUUCAUGGCAUAUUCCCUUUUUAGGGCUCCAUUUUCAGACAUAGCAUGGCGAGCGCUUACGGCAUGAAGUGCCAUACAGAAGUGGGGACCCACUGUCCUUCAGGUUUUUUUGUGCAUGGCUGGUCGCUGGAAGUUGAUCAUGGAUGACAACUUGUGAUGACCUGCCUGG
Messenger RNA from Cladocopium goreaui, 1483 nucleotides. NCBI's taxonomy places the organism in Eukaryota, Dinophyceae, Suessiales, Symbiodiniaceae. The record is from the annotation of a GenBank genome assembly.